AAAAACCAUGUAGGCACGCAGAAAAGGAGAUUCUAGCGAAAAUGUAAUGAGGAAGAAUCGAAUGAUUCUCCAUAAUAUGUGCUGCAUUCAUUUUCUGUUGCACAGACGUUAUGGAGGAUUUCAGCCAUUUACCAUUGUUUGUCGAACAUCUUUAAAAUGUAUUUGGAAUUUCUCAUAAGAAUAUAGCUGGUAGAAAAUUAAAGGCCAACUGGAGUACUAGAUUCUGCCGCUAUAAAUAGUGAAACACCCCCACAGAGCUACUUCAGAACUCAAGAAACAGAGGAAAGUGAUCAAAGAAAACAGGUUUGUUACGUCAAGAGAAUAACGAGAAAGAAUGGCAAGCACUGCUGGUCAGGUUAUGCGAAGAAUGGCAAGCACUGCUGGUCAGGUCAUACGUUGUAAAGCUGCUGUAGCAUGGGAAGCUGGAAAGCCACUAAUGAUAGAGGAAGUGGAGGUGGCACCACCUCAGGCUAUGGAGGUUCGUUUGAAGAUUCUCUUCACUUCUCUCUGCCAUACUGAUGUUUACUUCUGGGAAGCCAAGGGGCAAACCCCAUUAUUUCCUCGCAUAUUUGGUCAUGAAGCUGGAGCGAUUGUUGAGAGUGUUGGUGAGGGUGUGACAGACCUCAAGCCUGGUGACCAUGUGCUUCCCGUCUUCACAGGAGAGUGUAAGGAAUGCCGACAAUGCAAAUCAGAGGAGAGUAAUAUGUGUGAUCUUCUUAGGAUCAACACUGACAGAGGGGUGAUGCUGAAUGAUGGCAAGUCUAGAUUUUCAAUUAGAGGGCAGCCAAUUUACCAUUUUGUUGGUACCUCCACCUUCAGUGAGUACACUGUGGUUCAUGUUGGCUGUGCUGCCAAGAUCAAUCCAGCUGCUCCACUUGACAAAGUAUGUGUCCUCAGCUGUGGAAUUUCUACAGGUCUUGGUGCCACUUUGAAUGUUGCUAAGCCAAAUAAAGGCUCUUCUGUGGCCAUUUUUGGACUCGGAGCCGUUGGCCUUGCUGCUGCAGAAGGGGCUCGGAUUUCUGGCGCUUCAAGGAUUAUUGGUGUUGAUUUGAAUUCCAACAGAUUUGAAGAAGCCAAGAAGUUUGGAGUGACCGAAUUUGUAAAUCCAAAAGAUCAUGACAAGCCUGUCCAAGAGGUGAUAGCUGAUAUGACUAAUGGAGGAGUUGAUCGAAGUGUUGAGUGCACAGGAAGUAUCAGUGCCAUGGUUUCCGCAUUUGAAUGCGUCCAUGAUGGUUGGGGUGUUGCUGUACUAGUUGGCGUGCCGAACAAAGAUGACGCUUUCAAAACCCAUCCAAUGAAUAUAUUGAAUGAGAGGACUCUCAAGGGUACUUUCUUUGGAAACUAUAAGCCACGUUCCGACCUUCCUUCCGUCGUAGAAAAAUAUAUGAACAAGGAGCUGGAGCUAGAGAAAUUUAUCACCCAUGAAGUCCCCUUCUCUGAAAUCAACAAGGCUUUUGAGUACAUGCUCAGUGGAGCUAGCCUCAGGUGUAUCAUCCGGAUGGAUGCAUAAGAAUGGUCUGUUCUUAGUGUGAGACGAGCCAAGAAAUUCACGUUUCAGAUUGCGAAUUAAACAAGGCUGUUAGAACUUUACUUUCGCUUAUGAUUUUCUUGUGCAAGAACUGCCUAUUUCUGGCAUUAAUAAAUCAUAGUCCGACUUGUAUUUA
Populus euphratica (Euphrates poplar) is the source of this 1664-nucleotide messenger RNA. RefSeq names its product alcohol dehydrogenase-like. The transcript is spliced from 10 exons. Bases 335 to 1510 code for a protein of 391 amino acids. The record is from RefSeq and is a predicted model, not a curated record. Gene Ontology annotation, biological process: formaldehyde catabolic process. NCBI's taxonomy places the organism in Eukaryota, Viridiplantae, Streptophyta, Magnoliopsida, Malpighiales, Salicaceae. Gene Ontology annotation, molecular function: S-(hydroxymethyl)glutathione dehydrogenase [NAD(P)+] activity; zinc ion binding; alcohol dehydrogenase (NAD+) activity. Gene Ontology annotation, cellular component: cytosol.